UCGGUUUCAUCCUAUCUUAUCUUCUCUUCUCUCAUACAGGAAUGUUUAAAUAUCUACAAUUCCUUCAAGUUGCUAAUCUUGAACUUGGCUUACAUCAAAUUCGAUUAUAUUUUAUUUAAUAAAUAAAAAUUAACUUAUUUCCAUUGAAGGUGUAAUCACUUAAAUGUACAUUUAUUCUUAUUCUUAUUAAGAUAAAAUCAAUCUCAGUGAACAGUAAAUUUCACUUUCUUCGGUUACUUGUAAUUCAACGCCAGUCUAAACGAUAUGUCGCGUUUCAAGUGGAAAAUGACCAUCAUUGGUCAGACACGGCGCUCCAAAGCCAUACCGAUACCUUGACUCUGUUAAAAACAAUUUAAUCCUUUCAAGAUACACUUUUUUAACGAACGAACGCGACAGCAUAAUAGCGUAGAAUAUAAUACACUAAAGUUUGAAACAGUACAAGCUAAUUAUAAUUUUUUAAAUAACAUAUUGGAUUACAACGUUUUGUCGCUUAGCGAUAUAACAAUGGUAUCAGAAAACUUAUAACAGCUCAAUUGUCUUAAAAUUUAAAUUCCAUUUUCACAAUAUACAAAAUAAACAAAGACCUAUAGAAGAAAUCUUGCAUUAACGAAUACCAUAUUCGUUCGUAUUCAAUCCUCUGUCAUUCGAAAAUGAAAUUUCAUAGAUCCAACGAUCGAGACAAUUUGACGAUCAUCGCUUAAUAUCGAUCCUCCUUAACACGAAACUGAGACAUCCUUAGAAGGAUGAACAAAGAAUCUACCUACAAAAUAAAUCUCACCCUGAAACAUCAAUAUUUAACUAUAACAAUCAUUAAUCAUUCAAAAAACGAGACUUUAUAUAUUCGAUAAUCAACAUACGAUUCGACGAUCAUCAAUUAAUAUCAAUCUUCCCCAGAAUGAAACUGGGACGUUUCUGGAAAGUUGGCGUUCAGUGUAAUUUCUGGAAUGUCGAGGCGAACUUGGAAAAAGCAUCGGCGGUCUGAGGGAUCCCCUAUGGAAACUCCAUCAAUAUUUUCCAAUCAGCAUUCGAUUGCACGGUACAUCCCUACCCCUGUGGCUUGUUCGUAGUCGGGGGCAAAUACGGAGGGUGUAAGGGGGUCGCAGUGUAGGCGUAUAUGGUGGUGGUAUGCGGCAUAGUCGGCAUAGCGCCGCGACUCCCCGACGCCAUAUUGCAUUAUUAAGCACCCCUAUCAGUUUCUCACCCCUGCAUUCCAGCAUUAUGAACGUUUUUAUCCCUAAAGGGCGUCGUUUUGCCUAUGUGAAACGAAACGGGUGCUUCCACUGCUGGAUACUAAUUCGCUUCUCACGUUAUUUCAUCAAGAUCCUUGAUCCUUGAAAAACCUCUGGUCGUCUCUUCGCGCGUCAACUUCUUCAUCUAUGGGAAUUAAACCGGUACACGUAUCCAGAAGAAUUCGUUGAACAGACACUGACACUUUUUCCGAUCGAUUUCGAUUAAAGAUUUAGGAGCGGAACGCUUUCGAUGUACGUCUAGUUCAGUGUUCGCUACGUCACAAAUCAUUAUUUGUCCUAUAUCGGAUACAGAAACUGUUACGUUAGGCUCGUGCACGUCGAUGGCGGCAGAUAGACAGUCGAGAACAUCGCGUUUACGUCGUUGAAUUACGAUUUCUAUGUUAGUGCGAGACUUUGUAGAGAAGGAAAGUAACCUGUUAAAAGGAACUAAUGCCAUACAUAGAUCCACCCAUUUCUCCCGCUCGUCCUUUCGAGGAUCCGCUAAGAAGAUCGCACGGAAGGACGCGUUUGCGCAGGAAUUGAAGAAUCCUCGCUGCCUGGAUCCUCGAUAUAUCCGCGGUGGUAGGCGAAAGUGCGGAUUGUUCGGUCGUGGCUCAUUCAACGUACACCGGUUGGACCUUACGAUCUUCGUCGUCGUCGUCGUCGUCGUCGUCGCUAGCAACAGGUUUUCAAGGGCCAAACAGAUCAUCAUGGACAUUCAGGAGUUUCGCAUGCGUGGCAAGGAGAUGGUGGAGUACAUUUGCGAAUUCAUGAGUAAUAUUCACAACCGGAGAGUAACACCGGACGUUGGCCCCGGAUAUUUGAGGCCCCUCCUACCAUCGGAAGCACCGCGGGAACCUGAACCUUGGGAGGACAUCAUGAGGGACGUCGAAUCGAAGAUCAUGCCCGGAAUAACUCACUGGCAACAUCCACGGUUUCACGCGUACUUUCCAGCUGGAAAUUCUUUUCCAUCGAUUCUUGGCGAUAUGUUGUCGGAUGCAAUAGGUUGUAUUGGAUUUUCAUGGGCGGCCAGUCCAGCCUGCACGGAGCUCGAGACGAUAGUCUGUGACUGGUUCGGCAAAGCCAUUGGUCUGCCGACGGACUUUCUUUAUUUUAGCCCUGGCAGCAAAGGAGGCGGUGUGAUACAAGGCUCAGCUUCGGAGUGUGUUUUAGUGUGUAUGCUGGCAGCAAGAGCUCAAGCUAUUGGUAGAUUAAAAGAGUUACCUGCUCACGCACAUUUGGACGAAACUGCUCUUUUAGGAAAGUUAAUGGCUUACUGUAGUCGCGAAAGUCACAGCUGCGUCGAAAAGGACGCGAUGAUCUGCUUCGUAAAAUUAAGGAUUUUGGAGCCCGACGACAAGAGCGUUCUUCGUGGUGAAACUUUGCGUCAGGCAAUCGAAGCUGAUACAGCCGAAGGAUACAUCCCCUUCUUCGUUUCUACUACUUUAGGCACAACUGCUUGUUGCUCCUUCGAUAAUCUCAGGGAAAUCGGUCCAGUUUGUAAAAAAUAUCCAGGCGUAUGGUUACACGUGGAUGCGGCUUACGCAGGCAACUCGUUCAUUUGUCCUGAACUAAAGUACCUGAUGGCUGGUAUUGAAUACGCAGAUUCUUUCAACACCAACACGAACAAAUUCCUAUUAACGAACUUCGAUUGUUCCUGUCUCUGGGUUCGUGAUAGAUUCAAGUUGACUGGCGCGCUCGUCGUCGAUCCUCUUUACCUGCAGCAUACUCACGCGGAUACAGCCAUCGAUUAUAGACACUGGAGCAUACCACUGAGCCGACGAUUUCGUUCCUUGAAGCUGUGGUUCGUGAUGAGAAGCUACGGGAUAUCCGGCUUGCAGGCCUACAUUCGAAAUCACGUUCAAUUGGCGAAAAGAUUCGAGGCGUUGGUGAGGAAGGAUUCGAGAUUCGAGCUCUGUAACGAAGUUGUGUUGGGCCUGGUUUGUUUCCGAGCAAAAGGCACCGACAAGCUAAAUCAGAAGCUUCUUAGUGCUAUCAAUGAUUCUGGAAAGCUGCAUAUGGUGCCAGCCAGAGUGAAUCAACGCUUCACGAUUCGUUUCGCACUUGCUGCGCCGAAUGCCACCGCUUCUGACGUUGACAUAGCGUGGAGCAUAAUCACGGAUUAUUUAGCCGAGUUGUUAGAGUCCAAGGAUGUCAUGGAUGAGCUGACACAGAGGAAAAUGCUCGAGGAGAAGAAGAGAGCCACUUUGGAGCAAAGAAGGUCCUUCUUCGUCCGCAUGGUGUCUGAUCCUGCGAUUCAGCCUGGUUUUACGAAGACGCCGAACAGGACAGGGGGAAAGCUCGAUACUCAAGCAACCAUCGGUGGCAUCGGUUCGAAUCCUACGAACAGCGCAACUAUGUCUGACGGUAGACGUUCGUGGAUAUCGUGGCCACUGGCGUAUUUGAUGAAGGACGCGGCCGAUACUAGCGAACUAUCUCUUAGAUUUCGUCAUCUGGAUACCAUGGUACGGCUGAAAGCAAGCGGUACCGGAAGUCGUCGCGGAAGCAGCAACGGAUGCAGUCCGGAUCCAUCGCCAUCCGCUUCGCCGUCCCGUGGAAGAUCGCCAAAUGGCAGAGCGUAAAACCUUGCCCGAUCCUUCGUCGUUUUUUUUUUCCUCUAAAGUUUCGAAAGUUUCUCCAGAUACAUCGACAGGAAUGAAACUUAAAUAACGAAGCAACAACGAUUCUCGCAAUCGAACCACGUACGGAUACUGCCGACGGAAUCGUCGAUUGAAAAGAAACGGUGCAAGAUUCUUCGAACAAGAAAAUUCCCUUAAAAUUGCUCAGCAACAGUCGACGAAUGAAAAUAUGGUCGAAAUUGAUCGACGACCCUGUUUGAUCGUGGCAUCGUUUUUCGUCGCCUGUUUAGUCGGCCCUUCGGGACUGUGUGCAGUAGUUGCAAAGUUUCGCGUUCACGGCUCGACCGAAGGAAGCGGCUCGAUAGAUAUAAGUACAUCAUCUUUACUUGCUUAUCGAUCUGUUUAUAUAAGUGUGCUCUCUUUGGAUCGCGACAGAAUCGUGUACCACGUGAAACACGCUACGUAUGUAACAUAUUAUUCUAUCCAAUAUACAUUACAUAUAUGGUAUAUAAAGCGUGCUCUAUAUAGUAAAAUGGAUUUCCUCAAGUA
Molecule: messenger RNA, 4357 nt
Organism: Bombus pyrosoma
Lineage: Eukaryota; Metazoa; Arthropoda; Insecta; Hymenoptera; Apidae
Gene: Tdc2
Product: aromatic-L-amino-acid decarboxylase
Exons: 15
Coding region: 1628-3811 (727 amino acids)
Biological process (GO): amino acid metabolic process
Molecular function (GO): carboxy-lyase activity; pyridoxal phosphate binding
Source: RefSeq, a predicted model, not a curated record